UUUUUUUCUUUAAUUGGGAUAGUUUUUUGUUCUUUUAUUUGUAUUUUUCAAAGUGAUUGUAAGUCUUUGGCUGCUUAUUCUUCUAUUUGUCAUAUAGGAUUUGUUUUAUUAUCUGAGAUUAGUAUAUUGUAUUACGGCAAGUCUAUAGCUUUAAUUAUGAUAUUAUCUCAUGGAUAUACUUCUGUUUUGAUAUUUUAUUUUAUUGGUGAGUUUUAUCAUAUUGCUAGAAGUCGAUUAGUUUAUUAUUUGCGAGGUUAUUUUAGUAUUAAUUUGUUGUUUUGUUUGAUUUUUUGUUUAACUAUGAUUUCUAAUUUUGGUUUUCCUAGUUCUAUUUCUUUUUUUUCUGAGUAUUUAAUAUUAAAUUGGUUUAGUUCUGUUUUUUAUUUUAGUGUUUUUUUUCUUUUUAUUUAUUAUUUAGUUUCGUUUUAUUAUUCUAUUUAUGUUAUGGUUUGUUUUAUGGUAGGCAAUAAAGUUAGGUAUGUUUGUGAUAGCCGGGCUGUUGUUUGUUUACCUUUAAUUUUUAUGGUUUAUAAUUUUUUUUGGUUUAUUUUUGUUAUUUAA
Molecule: messenger RNA, 561 nt
Organism: Brugia malayi
Lineage: Eukaryota; Metazoa; Nematoda; Chromadorea; Rhabditida; Onchocercidae
Gene: Bma-nduo-4
Exons: 1
Biological process (GO): aerobic respiration; electron transport coupled proton transport; ATP synthesis coupled electron transport
Molecular function (GO): ubiquinone binding; NADH dehydrogenase (ubiquinone) activity
Source: RefSeq, a predicted model, not a curated record